Molecule: messenger RNA, 2760 nt
Organism: Penicillium roqueforti
Lineage: Eukaryota; Fungi; Ascomycota; Eurotiomycetes; Eurotiales; Aspergillaceae
Product: anaphase promoting complex subunit 2
Exons: 2
Coding region: 1-2760 (919 amino acids)
Biological process (GO): ubiquitin-dependent protein catabolic process
Cellular component (GO): anaphase-promoting complex
Molecular function (GO): ubiquitin protein ligase binding
Source: RefSeq, a predicted model, not a curated record
AUGCUCUCCACCGUACCCCUCAAUGUGGGACGUAGGCGCGUCUGCGGCUCCGUCUUCUCCCCCGCGGCUCUCGAAGCUCAUCCGUCGAACACGACCGCGGAUUCCCAACGCGAACAGACACCAGUCGCAUCCUUCCGAGAAUCAACCGAUUCCUCGUCAACCUUCAAAACAGACUCGCAAUCAACCUCAUUCGCGACGAUUGGGGGAUUGACGGACGCUGCAUCCCCAGAGGAAGACACAUUAAACCAGGCGCGGCAGACGGUAAAAGAGUUUCUAUCUGUGCCCAACCUGGGCUUUGAAUUGCUUUACAGCUUCCGGAAUACCGAUGGAAGUCAGGCGUUGAAAGAAUGGAACCGGCUCAGCCCUCCGUCGAAGGAGACGACCGAGGCUUUGGAGUAUCUUAUGCGAACCUCUCCAUGGACAUUGUUCGAAUGGUACGGGAAUGAUAUUCGAAGGCAUUUUCUAGUCAAUUUCCGGACUGGCCUGUCUAAGAUGUUAAAUUCCACGGGGGAAGAAGACCUGCUCCGAACAAUCGUGGACUGCUUACAGCUUGCGCGUCAAAUUUAUCUCGCUCCCGUCGUGCACUAUCUACUUCCGUUAAUAGCUACUCACCACCAAGGAGGAGGGCAAUUGGCUCAACUACAGCGUGCCUUUCAUACAGUAGUUCAAUACAGCCUACCAUGGAAGAAGAUUUCACCGCUUCUGGCCAGAGAGCUUACGCGAGAUGCCGCGGUUAUCUUAGGCAUCGAUGCCCUGGACGAAGAUUCCGAUGCGGACAGAAUGAGUCUCGAUGGAACGGAGAUGGAAAGAGCAUACUCUGUCUCGUACAAAGAGUGGAGGCAAGAAUCACCCGAAGCCCAACUACACAUGAUGGUCGAGGGUGAAGAUGACUGUGUGACCUUUACACGGGAUCGGCUCUUGGCGUUUCUCGACGGCUUGCAGCUUGUCGGACUUGGUGGUGACCAGGCCCAGAAGGUGUUCGCCAAUGUGAUGAACAUCAUGAUGGGAGACUUCAUUCGUGCUGCAUAUGCCGGCGAAUGGCAGUCGCCUUCAACUGCGCCACAGCACUUGGAGCAAUGGGUUGAAAAUGUCUAUGCACGGCUCGCUGCGCAGGUUCUAGCCAUCAUCCAUUCUGAUCCCGCUGGAACCCAAUCCGGGGCCAUGGAAGUGAGCUUGAGGGACGUGGAGAAGUGGCGAGCAAUGGGUAUCGCUCGGCUGGGCAAGCUUCGAGUCAGCGAGCUUUUCGACGUGGUUGUUGAUUGGCCCGUAAGCGGCGGGGCGGUGGAGGAUCUGCGACGCUUCACAAACAACUCGUCUGGAGCACGCAUGUAUGUGACGCAUUUCUUUUCUAUUAACUUGCUCCAGCGUUUGUUGCAUCCCGGUGCUUCUACAGUCGAGAUUUUGCAGGUUUACAUCUCAAUCAUUCGAGCAUUCCAUAUUUUGGACCCCAAGGGUGUUCUACUAGAUCGCAUCGCUCGACCGAUCCGGCGGUACUUGAGAGACCGCGAUGACACCGUCAAGGUGAUUGUUAGUGGUCUAUUGGCGGACCCCGCGACAGCCGACGGACCGACAGCUACCGGCGACAACUUGGCAGAACUGGCGGCAGAGCUAAGCAAGGUCCACCAGCAUUCUAUGCAAAACAACAGGAGCGAGCUAGACUAUGACGAUUUAUACUGGUUGCCCGAUCCAGUUGAUGCCGCUCCCGACUACAGGAAAUCGAAGAGUGCAGAUGUCAUUGACAGUCUUGUUAGCUUAUUCGACUCCAAGGAGACCUUUGUGAAGGAAAUGCAGACUCUCCUCGCAGACCGCCUCAUCCAAAAACGCCAGAACUACGACCAAGAAAUUACAGUACUAGAGCUCCUGAAGAUCCGAUUCGGCGAUUCGGCACUACAGGCAUGCGAGGUGAUGCUGAAAGAUAUUUCCGACUCGCGGCGUCUCGACCUCACCGUGCGGAAUGACCAGAUAUUGUCUGGAUAUCGUAAGCAAGCAGGUGUCGGAAAACUCCACGCCAAGGUUCUGUCACGCUUCUUCUGGCCGGAGUUCCAAGAGCAAGAAUUCAAGGUCCCCGACGAAAUCACCAAACUGCAAGAGCGGUACGCGACCUGCUUCGAAAAGCGCAAGGAUUCGCGCAAGCUCAAAUGGCGCAACGGCCUGGGUCAGGUCACCGUCGAGCUAGAGCUAGAGAACCACACUUUCACAGACGAAGUGACAACCUGGCAAGCAACCGUAAUCUAUGCCUUCCAGUCUGACUCGAGCGAACCCGCCACAAGAACAAUUCCGGAACUCGCCGAGGAGCUCGAAAUGACAGUUCCCCUAGUACGCAGUGCCUGUCUCUUCUGGGUUAGCAAGCGCAUUCUCACUGAAGUACACCGCGACACCUUCCGCGUGUUGGAAAUCCUCCCCACGGAAGACGAGGAACACCAUGCGCACGGAACGGGCGACUAUAGCGACGGCUCAGACAGCGAAGCAGGCGACACGGCCAAUGCAGCGGCAGCCGCCGAAGCAGCAGCCGCCGCCGCAGCGAAGGAAUCCACCGAGGCAGCUGCCAUGGAGAAAAUGAAUGUGCAUUGGCAGUUUAUCGUAGGCAUGCUCACGAAUCAAGGGCCUAUGGCUCUGAAUCGUAUUGUCAUGAUGCUGAAGAUAGCUGUUCCUGGCGGGUUCCCGUUCAGCAACGAGGAGUUGCGCGAGUUUUUGAGUGGUAUGGUUUCGAAGGGCAAAUUGGAGAUUGUAAACGGGGGGAAUUAUAAGAUCGUUCAUUAA